AAUGGCGGCGUCGGCGUCAGGGUUCUCUUGCCCGUCUCCAACAUGGCGAGGGCAGGGCCCGCCUCCCUGGGCGCUGGAGUCAUGUGACCCACACAAUGGCUGAGCGCCUACUCGAGGCUUCCCGGCAACGCCGAGUGAAAACUAUGACGGCCGCCGCGGGUUCGGCGGGCCGCGCCGCGUUGCCCCUGCUGCUGUGCGCGCUCCUGGCGCCCGGCGGCACGUACGUGCUCGACGACUCCGACGGGCUGGGCCGGGAGUUCGACGGCAUCGGCGCGGUCAGCGGAGGCGGGGCAACCUCUCGACUUCUAGUAAAUUACCCAGAGCCCUAUCGUUCUCAGAUAUUGGAUUAUCUUUUUAAGCCAUAUUUUGGUGCCUCACUGCAAAUUCUAAAAGUUGAAAUAGGUGGUGAUGGGCAGACCACAGAUGGCACUGAACCCUCCCACAUGCACUAUGCGUUGGAUGAGAAUUAUUUUCGAGGAUAUGAGUGGUGGUUAAUGAAAGAAGCUAAGAAGAGAAACCCUAAUAUUAUACUCAUUGGGUUGCCGUGGUCAUUUCCUGGAUGGCUGGGGAAAGGUUUCAACUGGCCUUAUGUAAAUCUUCAGCUGACUGCCUACUAUGUGGUGACUUGGAUUGUGGGCGCCAAGCGUUACCAUGAUUUGGACAUCGAUUAUGUUGGAAUUUGGAAUGAGAGGACAUUUGAUAUCAAUUAUAUCAAGGUGUUAAGAAAAAUGCUCAACUAUCAAGGUCUCCAGCGAGUGAAAAUCAUAGCAAGUGAUAAUAUCUGGGAGCCUAUUUCUGCUUCCAUGCUGCUUGACUCUGAACUCUUGAAGGCAGUUGAUGUUUUAGGGGCUCAUUAUCCUGGAACCCAUUCAGCAAGAGAGGCAAAGUUGACUGAGAAGAAGCUUUGGGCUUCUGAAGAUUUUAGCACUGUAAAUAAUGACUUGGGUGCAGGUUGCUUGGGUCGUAUAUUGAAUCAGAAUUAUGUCAAUGGCGAUAUGACUUCCACAAUCGCUUGGAAUUUGGUGGCUAGUUACUAUGAACAGUUGCCGUAUGGGCGUUGUGGCUUGAUGACUGCCCAGGAGCCAUGGAGUGGGCACUAUGUAGUAGAAUCUCCUAUCUGGGUCACAGCUCAUACCACUCAAUUUACCCAACCAGGUUGGUAUUACCUGAAGACAGUUGGCCAUUUAGAGAAAGGAGGAAGCUAUGUAGCUCUGUCUGAUGGCUUAGGUAACCUCACCAUCAUCGUUGAAACUAUGAGUCAUAAACUGUCUAUGUGUAUCCGGCCAUUUCUUCCUUAUUUCAAUGUGUCACGACAACUUGCUACCUUUGUUCUUAAGGGAUCUUUUAGUGUAAUACCAGAGCUACAAGUGUGGUAUACCAAACUUGGAAAGCCAUCUGAAAAAUUUCUUUUUAAGCAACUGGAUUCUAUAUGGCUCCUUGACAGCAGAGGCACUUUCACCCUAGAAUUGCAAGAGAAUGAGCUGUUCACACUCACCACUAUCACCAGAGGUAGCAAAGGCAGCUACUUACCUCCCCCGAAAUCCCAGCCCUUCCCAAGUAUCUAUCAGGAUGAUUUCAAUGUUGAUUACCCAUUUUUUAGUGAAGCUCCGAAUUUUGCUGAUCAGACUGGUGUAUUUGAAUACUAUACAAAUAUCGAAGAUUCUGGAGAGCAUCGAUUCACAUUGCGCCAAGUUCUUAAUCAGCGACCCAUCACAUGGGCUGCUGAUGCAUCCAGCACGAUCAGUAUUAUUGGAGAUUACAAAUGGACCAAUAUGACUGUAAAGUGUGAUGUUUAUAUAGAGACCCCUGAGAUGGGAGGUGUGUUCAUUGCAGCAAGAGUUAAUAAAGGCGGUAUUCUGAUUAGAAGUGCCAGAGGCAUUUUCUUCUGGAUUUUUGCAAAUGGAUCUUACAGAGUUACAGGUGAUCUUGCUGGAUGGAUCAUAUAUGCUUUAGGACGUGUUGACGUUACAGCAAAAGUAUGGUAUACACUCACGUUAACUAUUCAGGGUCAUUCUGCUUCUGGAAUGUUGAAUGACAAGCAUCUGUGGACAGACGUCCCUGUGAAUUUUCCGAAGAAUGGCUGGGCUGCUAUUGGAACUCACUCCUUUGAAUUUGCACAGUUUGACAACUUUCAUGUGGAAGCCACACACUAAUACUCUCAGGGCAUCAUAGAACACUCUGGAGUUUUUUUUCUUUCUUUUUAUUUUUGGUUCAGAGCCAAUUCUUCUUUUGAUGGACCAAUAUAUGAAGCUUCGGAAGCUAAAGAUAAUGAAGAAUAAGUAGGGAGAAAAAAAUAUAUUUUUGCUUGAUUCUAUGGAAGAUUUUGUUGGAACUAAUUCCAGGGAGAAAAUAUGUGAAUCUUUAACAUUACCUGAUAGGUACCCUGAGGUUCAGUCUGUACAUUGCUGCUAUCUUUAGGAAUGAUGUUACUGGUUCAGACCUGAAGCCUUAGUGCUAUUACUAAGGUUGCUGUUUUCAUCUUACUUGCAAAUGAUCACACACAUGAGAGUGAUUUGACUCACUGAGAUGUAUUCAUGAAUGCUGGCCUGUGUCUCACUGAGCUAACGUCCUCCUCGUAAGAUGAUGCAGCCAUAAUAGAAAGCCAAAGAACACUGGAACUAACUUUUUGAAAACCUCUUCAACAUGUUAUCCUUACACUCUAAAAAGUCUUUUUUUCUUUUCAUUUUAAGAUAAUGCUUUGAAUUGCAGGAUAUGAAUAUGAUGAUUUAAAGAAGUAUUUACUAUUAAGGUCUCCAACUAGGAAAAUUAAUAUUAAUAAAAUGUUAAACCAGAUUGUAAGCAUGUACUCAAAAAAUAAAUUUAAAGUGCCUCAUUAAUAAACUACCUCUAAAAUUAUUUCUGUAGUAAUAAAUAUUAGCAGAUUAACUGGGUUAUUCUGCAUUGAUUUUUAAAAUUUCAGAAUAUUAUGGG
Otolemur garnettii (small-eared galago) is the source of this 2931-nucleotide messenger RNA. It is a transcript of the gene GALC, whose product is annotated as galactosylceramidase. Gene Ontology annotation, cellular component: lysosome. The record is from RefSeq and is a predicted model, not a curated record. The transcript has 17 exons. Lineage: Eukaryota; Metazoa; Chordata; Mammalia; Primates; Galagidae. Bases 96 to 2153 code for a protein of 685 amino acids. Gene Ontology annotation, biological process: galactosylceramide catabolic process. Gene Ontology annotation, molecular function: galactosylceramidase activity.